UUUCAGCCUUGAAGGUGAAAUCCAUCUUUUCAAGGUUGUUCUUCAAAUCUGACAUUUUAAAUUUAUCAGUUGUUGUCGUUAUAAUCAGACAAACCCCGUACUCAUCAAUAAUAAACAUAUUUUUUUAGGAUAAUAGGUCAAAUAAAAUGUCAGGGUAUCAAGAUGACAUUGAUGAUAAAGAACAAGGAAACAUUCAAUCAUCAGCUUCUGUGCUUUCAGAUAUAAGUAUAUUAAAUAUAGCUAAAGCAUUAACUGAAAAUGAUAUGAGAGUAUUUUUAUUAUUAAAUAUACCAUUAACAACAUGUAUUAAUAAUUAUGAAGAAAUGCGUACAUUUAAUCAACGUGAAGCAGCAUUUAGUCAAAAAACAUUAAUGUAUUGGAAAAAAUUACGUGAAACAGUUAAAGAUGAUAUAAAAAUAGCUGAAUUAGAAUAUGCUUUAAGACAAUCUGAUCAUAAAGAAUUAGCUGAUAUAUUGGUUGAAAGAAAUCGUAUGAAUUUAGAAAUUACACGAGAUUUAUUACAGAAAUAAACUGCUCCAAGAAGGUUUUCUUUGAAUGCUGAUAUAUAUAAAUUACAACUAUAUCGGUGUUUCCUUCCAUUCCAUAACACUCAUUCCACCAACCUAUAUAUAUAUAUAUAUAUA
This is a messenger RNA of Schistosoma bovis, 644 nucleotides long. NCBI's taxonomy places the organism in Eukaryota, Metazoa, Platyhelminthes, Trematoda, Strigeidida, Schistosomatidae. The record is from the annotation of a GenBank genome assembly.